Messenger RNA from Ochotona curzoniae (black-lipped pika), 1692 nucleotides. It is a transcript of the gene PHF23, whose product is annotated as PHD finger protein 23. Lineage: Eukaryota; Metazoa; Chordata; Mammalia; Lagomorpha; Ochotonidae. The record is from RefSeq and is a predicted model, not a curated record. Gene Ontology annotation, biological process: negative regulation of autophagosome maturation; positive regulation of protein ubiquitination; negative regulation of autophagosome assembly. Bases 180 to 1391 code for a protein of 403 amino acids. The transcript is spliced from 5 exons.
GGAGUGCGGGAGGCUGUGGGAGAGGGAGGCGGCGGCAGCGGCUAGCGGACUCAAGUCUCCACCGGGCUGAGGCGGACACUCGUGUGGCGCGAGGCGUAGAAGCACCGAGCACCAGAGGCGGCACCGGGAUCCCCAGCUCAGGGGAGGGGGCCGCCGGACCGGGAGGAGGGGAGGGGGCGAUGCUGGAAGCCAUGGCGGAGCCCAGUCCCGAAGAUCCACCUCCGACUCUAAAGCCAGAGACCCAGCCCCCAGAGAAACGGCGGAGGACAAUUGAGGAUUUCAACAAGUUCUGCAGUUUUGUGUUAGCCUAUGCUGGCUACAUCCCCCCUAGCAAAGAGGAAAGUGACUGGCCAGCCUCAGGUUCCAGCUCUCCUCUGCGAGGCGAGAGCGCAGCUGACAGUGAUGGCUGGGACUCAGCUCCCUCUGAUCUGCGGACCAUUCAGACCUUUGUUAAGAAAGCCAAGUCAUCCAAGAGGAGGGCAGCUCAAGCAGGGCCCACGCAGCCCGGACCCCCAAGGUCGGCUUUCUCUCGCCUGCAGGCCCCUGACAGCGCCGCCCUGCUGGAGAAGAUGAAGCUCAAGGACUCCCUGUUUGACCUGGAUGGGCCCAAAGUGGCGUCACCCCUUUCCCCCAGCUCCCUGACCCAUGCUUCCCGGCCCCCCGCUGCGCUCACCCCUGUGCCCCUUUCCCAGGGCGACCUCCCCCAGCCUCCUCGAAAGAAGGACCGAAAGAACCGCAAGCUGGGGCCGGGUGGGGGGGCUGGCUUUGGGGUGCUCCGGAGGCCUCGACCCACCCCUGGGGAUGGGGAGAAGAGGUCUCGGAUCAAGAAAAGCAAGAAGCGGAAGUUGAAAAAGGCAGAGCGGGGAGACAGACCCCCUCCUCCUGGGCCUCCCCGGGCACCCCCCAGUGACACAGACUCUGAGGAGGAGGAGGAGGAAGAAGAGGAGGAGGAGGAGGAGGAGAUGUCCAUAGUGGUGGGGGAUGAAGCCCCAGCCCCUGUGCCCCCCACGCCCUCAGAGGCUCCCCGGCCACCCGCCACAGUGCCCCCAGAAGGCGCCCCGCCAGCAGACAGGGAGAGCAAGGAAGUGGGCAGCACGGAGACAAGCCAGGAUGGGGACGCCAGCUCCAGCGAAGGCGAGAUGCGAGUCAUGGAUGAGGACAUCAUGGUCGAAUCAGGUGACGACUCAUGGGAUCUCAUCACAUGUUACUGCCGGAAGCCCUUUGCCGGGCGGCCCAUGAUCGAGUGCAGCCUGUGCGGCACAUGGAUCCACCUGUCCUGCGCCAAGAUCAAAAAGACCAAUGUCCCCGACUUCUUCUAUUGCCAGAAAUGCAAGGAACUGCGGCCUGAGGCGCGGCGGUUAGGGGGUCUCCCCAAGUCUGGGGAACCCUGACAUCACCACCUCCAGGCUGGAACCUGCAGUGGCGAAGCCCCCCGCCCUGGGGAAGGGAGCUUGGGGUCCUCCUGAAGGAACCCCCUCUCCCCUGGAGUGGAGAUACUGUCAGUACUCCAUGGGAGGCUGGCUUGGCAACGAGCGGUCCCUGUUCCCACCCUCUCCUUCCCCCCAGUCUGUGGAGUUAAACCUCGACAUUGCAGUUGGAUGUGGGGGAGACUGUGUGGGCCCCCUGCCACCUCACUUUCUGGGCCUGGGAUGGAAUGGGACAGUUGUCUAUAAAACUCUAGUUGUAAAUAUA